AUGCCGAAGCAGAGUGAGCACCGCAGCAGCUGCUGCUACCGACAUGGUAACUCAACGGGUGACGACUGGCAAGGCCGCGAGGACGAGGAGAAAGUCGCCGGUUCUGCCAAUGACGUGUUCUGCUGUUUUGGUUUCAGAAUCUUCCGCCACUGCUUCGACCGGACUGGUGGCGGAUUCGCCCCUCAGCGCCACGGAGAGCCUCUCCUAUAUGAUGCCACCUUAUGGGACUUCAUAUGUGGCAUAUGGAAAAAACUCAAAGAAGCGGGCUUCGAUGAAGAGUCCAUCAAACGUAGAGACAAUGCUACUCUUGUCGUCUAUAUUGCUGAACUCGAAGUCGAGUUUAUUUUUCUCUCUUUGCAAAGAUCAAAGCUGACAAACCUCGCAACAAUGUAG
This is a messenger RNA of Fraxinus pennsylvanica, 393 nucleotides long. Lineage: Eukaryota; Viridiplantae; Streptophyta; Magnoliopsida; Lamiales; Oleaceae. The record is from the annotation of a GenBank genome assembly.